Molecule: messenger RNA, 393 nt
Organism: Trichoderma gamsii
Lineage: Eukaryota; Fungi; Ascomycota; Sordariomycetes; Hypocreales; Hypocreaceae
Exons: 2
Coding region: 1-393 (130 amino acids)
Molecular function (GO): protein binding
Source: RefSeq, a predicted model, not a curated record
AUGGCUUCUAUGCCUUACAAAGAUAUUACUUCUUCGCCUCCCAUCACGUUUGUUGUCGGUCCUGAUCAGAAAGAGCAUACGAUCCAUUCUGCCCUCGUCGCACGUCAGUCAGCGGCUUUGAACGCGCUCGUCAAUGGGGGCAUGAAAGAGUCCAUAGAACGGCACGUUGUAUGGAAUGACGUCGACGAAGAAGUUUUCACUCGUUUCAGCCAAUUUGUAUACACUGGAGACUACGACGAAGCAAUGCCUAGCAAACGCGAGAUAGAAGCAGUAACUCCCUGUCGAGUAACUCCUCGUCGAUUAAGAUUCGAUCAAAUAACAGGCGAGGAUGGCUUAAUCGUGAAACUAAUAGUCGAGCUACUGUCGCUAGACUCUCGAUUUUACCUAGCAUGA